UUUCGAGAAUUCCCUUUCUGUUCAGAGGAGGAAAUCUGAACCAAACAGCUUUGGCCACUAGGUUUCUUCUAAAGGUUCCUAAGUUAAAAGCUAGAGACAGGAAACCUUUUUUUUUUAAGAAAAAAAAGUGGUGUGUGUGUGGGGGGGGAAGGACCACCCCUGGAUGCAACAGAUGACUUUUAAAAGGCCCUGCCUCCCGGCGCUGUUUUGCCUUAAACGCUUGCAAGCGGGAUAAUUGAAAGAAAGGCAGGGAGGCGGUGAAUUAACUCUUUGUAAAAGCACUUUGUGGGGGGUAAAUCCUGCUAGGCUCCUUCCUUCUCAACCGGUCUUGGGCGGCGCGGAGAACUUUAUCCGUGGUAGGAAGUAAAAUAGAAUUAAAAAAAAACCCAAUAAUCAAAAAGUCAGCGAAAGAAGGAGGGAGAAAGAAAGAGAGAGGGAAGAGUGUGCUGAGCGUCCGCCGGGGUCUUCUCUGUUCUCCCUGCUUGCUUCUCCUGGGACCUUUUUUUUUUUGGCUUCCGCGUUUGCUGAUGGAGAAUCUCCGUUGGAACCGGUUUCUGCAGCUUCUCCUUUUUGUGUCUUUGGUGCCUUUGCACAGGGGACAAGAAACAUCAGUGGAGAGUUGCUGCUCGCGUGGAUAUGAAUGGGCAAGUCAAAACAGAGAUUGCAGUUCUCUGCCUUUCAGUCCUGACUCCAAAGAAUGCAGCAUAGCCCAGGAACAGUGCUGUCACAACCAACUAGAGGAGCUACACUGUACAGCUGGAAUAGCCAUGGCCAGCAAGCAAGAAGAUUGUGACUCCCACAAGGGUAAUUCUACCUGUGAAGACAAGAUAAUUAAGAAAUGCUGCAACUGCUGCUUUAUGGGGAGAGUGGCUCAGAAGCAAGGGAACAGCUGUGAACAGAGCCUGCUGAUGGGAUACCAGUGUGGCUUGGUCUUCAGGGCUUGCUGUGUUGAGGGGCAAGAAAGUGCUGAUACCUUAAUUGUUGACGGUCCUCACAAAGAACUGGAUUCAGUAUCACCAGUAGAAGUUGACCAUGAAGAUCAUUAUCUGAAUGAUCGUUGCAGAGGAGGUGGUCCUUGCACACAGCAAUGUAGGGACACUGGAUCUAGCGUUCUCUGCUCUUGCUUUAUGGGCUACCAGCUUCAGCCUGAUGGUUUCACUUGUGAAGAUGUUAAUGAGUGCAUCACUUCCGCCAACACUUGUGGCAUCGGACAAAUUUGUAUCAAUACCUUAGGAUCCUUCCGCUGUCAGCGUGAAACCAGUUGUGGAACAGGUUAUGAAUUAACUGAGAGCAAUCUUUGCAAAGAUAUUGACGAGUGUGAGACUGGAAUUCAUAACUGCCUCCCAGAUUUUAUCUGCCAGAAUACUCCAGGAUCCUUCCGUUGUCGACCCAAGCAACAGUGCAAGAACGGCUUCAUACAAGAUGCCUUAGGCAACUGCAUUGAUAUUAAUGAAUGCCUCAGUGCUAACUCUCCUUGUCCUGCUGGGCAGACAUGCAUUAACACAGAUGGCUCUUAUACAUGUCACAGAAACGUGCCAAACUGUGGACGAGGCUACCACCUUAACGAAGAAGGGACAAGAUGUGUAGAUGUUGAUGAGUGUCAGCCACCCAACCAGCCCUGUGGAGAAGGUCAUACUUGUAUCAAUACACCAGGGAGUUACCGUUGUGAUUGUGGAGCUGGCUACUAUUUCGAUGGAAUCAGUAGAUCUUGCACUGACAUUAAUGAAUGCCGACGAUAUCCUGGUCGCCUGUGUGCUCACAAGUGUGAAAAUACUCCUGGUUCUUAUUACUGUAGCUGUACAAUGGGUUUCAAACUUUCGCCGGAUGGGAGAUCUUGUGAAGACUUGAAUGAAUGUGAAAGUAGCCCGUGUAGCCAGGAGUGUGCUAAUGUGUAUGGCUCCUAUCAGUGUUACUGCCGUCGGGGCUACCAGCUCAGUGACAUAGAUGGGAUCACAUGUGAAGAUAUUGAUGAAUGUGCUUUACCCACUGGAGGACACAUCUGUGCCUAUCGGUGCAUUAAUGUUCCGGGGAGUUUUCAGUGUACUUGUCCCUCUUCUGGUUAUAGGUUGGCCCCCAAUGCACGGAAUUGUCAAGAUAUUGACGAGUGUGUUGCAGAAACACAUACCUGCGCGUUCAAUGAGACAUGCUUUAAUAUCCAGGGUGGCUUCCGCUGCCUAUCUUUGGAGUGCCCAGAAAAUUACCGGAAAUCUGGUGACACAGUCCGACAAGAGAAAACAGAUACUGUCCGUUGCAUUAAGUCUUGCCGACCAAAUGAUGUCAACUGUGUGUUAGAUCCAGUUCACACCAUUUCCCACACGGUCAUUUCACUGCCUACAUUCAGAGAAUUUACAAGGCCUGAAGAGAUUAUUUUCCUUCGGGCUAUCACACCAGCAUACCCAGCCAAUCAGGCAGACAUUAUAUUUGACAUAACAGAAGGAAAUUUACGGGAUUCUUUUGAUAUAAUCAAGCGCUACAUGGAUGGCAUGACUGUGGGUGUGGUUCGUCAAGUAAAGCCCAUAAUUGGCCCUUUUUAUGCCACCUUGAAGCUGGAGAUGAACUAUGUUGUAGGAGGGGUUGUCUCGCACCGUAACAUUGUCAACGUGUACAUCUUUGUUUCAGAAUACUGGUUUUGAUUGGGCCAACUAUUUUGAUGGAAGCAGGAGAGAUUGUAAGAGAAUGCCACAAACCCACAGAAAUGUGUACACUUCUUUGGAUGAGCUGGGGUGGAUGAAUAAGGCAAAAUAACCUUCUUUUCAAAGAACGUAUUUGGUUUAUCUUUGAAUUAAAGGACAAAUAGCAAAACUAUCUAAAAUAGUAGUAAGAUGGAGCAAUAUCCUUGAGUCCAGUCUAGUCAUAUUUUGUAUAUAUAAUUAUAUAAAUAGCAUGUUUAGAAGCUCUGACCUCCCACUGAGUUUUAAACCUUGCUGAUUGGUUUGUAGAAGUCUGUAUGACAGGAUGCUGCAUGCAAGAUUUGGCAGGAUGAAAGCCCACUCCCAGUUUUGUAGAAUACUGCAUCUAUUAACAUUUGGUACUCUGUAUAUUCUCCCGUGAAGGGAGUGGGUGUGCUGCAGUGUCUCACAACCUACUUUCAAGUGUCCAGUGUGUGCAUGCAUUUACACACAUAUUUUAGGGUCUCAUUGAAAAGAACUGAGGUCACAAAAGCACCCAUUAUAUAAGUUACUUGGGAGUAUUAAACACUGUUAUGCCUGGGGUACUGAGGCCAUAAAUGAUUU
Messenger RNA from Pogona vitticeps (central bearded dragon), 3233 nucleotides. It is a transcript of the gene FBLN1, whose product is annotated as fibulin 1. The record is from RefSeq and is a predicted model, not a curated record. Gene Ontology annotation, molecular function: calcium ion binding; peptidase activator activity. Lineage: Eukaryota; Metazoa; Chordata; Lepidosauria; Squamata; Agamidae. Gene Ontology annotation, biological process: extracellular matrix organization. Gene Ontology annotation, cellular component: extracellular region.